Drosophila subobscura is the source of this 1988-nucleotide messenger RNA. RefSeq names its product 60 kDa heat shock protein homolog 1, mitochondrial (gene Hsp60B). NCBI's taxonomy places the organism in Eukaryota, Metazoa, Arthropoda, Insecta, Diptera, Drosophilidae. The transcript has a single exon. The record is from RefSeq and is a predicted model, not a curated record. The coding region runs from base 28 to 1944 and encodes 638 amino acids. Gene Ontology annotation, molecular function: protein-folding chaperone binding; ATP binding; ATP-dependent protein folding chaperone. Gene Ontology annotation, biological process: protein refolding; mitochondrial unfolded protein response; protein import into mitochondrial intermembrane space. Gene Ontology annotation, cellular component: mitochondrial matrix; mitochondrial inner membrane.
GUACUUUUCUUUCUACUUUUCGUGCAAAUGUCUCGCCACUUGCUACGCGCAAAUCGCAAUUUGCUGAAGGACUUGCGCUCCUUCUACUCCAAGGAUGUGCGCUUUGGCGCUGAGGCGCGUGCCAUGAUGAUUCGUGGCGUGGAUCUGUUGGCCGAUGCCGUAUCCGUGACCAUGGGUCCCAAGGGACGCAGCGUCAUCGUGGAGCGUCCCUGGACAUCGCCAAAGAUCACCAAGGAUGGCUACACUGUGGCCCGUGCCAUAGCGCUGAAGGAUCAGCACAUGAACAUGGGCGCACGACUGGUGCAGGAUGUCGCAGACAACACGAACAAGACGGCAGGCGAUGGCACCACCACGGCCACAGUGCUGGCCCGAGCCAUUGUCAAGGGAGGCUUUCAGCAGUUCUCCAACUGUGGCAAUCCUCUGGAAGUGCGUACCGGCGUGCUCCUCGCCGUGGAGUCGGUCAAGCAGCAGCUGAAGCAGAUGUCACGCCCCGUGCAGACACGCCAGGAGAUCGAGCAGGUGGCCACCAUCUCGGCAAAUGGCGACGAGGACAUUGGGCGACUGAUUGGCGAGGCCACAGACCGCGUGGGACCCAAGGGCACAAUCACCGUGAAGGAGGGCCGGCGGCUCAAGGAUGAGCUGCAUGUCAUUCAGGGCCUGCACCUCGACACGGGCUACCUGUCGCCGUAUUUCGUGAACACCCCCAAGGGCUCCAAGGUGGAGUUUGGCAAUGCUCUGGUGCUCAUCUGCCUGAAGAAGAUCACUUCGCUGUCGCAGAUCCUGCAGGCACUGGAGCAGGCACAGCAGCAGCGCCGGCCGCUCAUCAUCAUCGCGGAGGACAUCAGCGGCGAGGCCAUGAGCGCCUUGGUGCUCAACAAGCUGCAGGCGGAGCUGCAGGUUUGUGCCGUCAAGUCGCCGAGCUAUGGCCCCCACCGCAAGGAGCUGCUCGGCGACAUUGCCGCUGCCACGGGCGCCACCAUCUUCGGCGAUGACAUUGACUUUGCUCGGGUGGAGGAUGCCAAGCUGCAGGACAUGGGCCAGGUGGGUGAGGCCAUCAUCACGAAGAGCAGCACCCUGCUGCUGCAGGGCAAGGCUCGCCCCGCGAUGCUCAAGCUGCGCAUCGAACAGAUCCAGGAUGAGCUCGAGGAUCCAAAAACCAAGUCGGAGCAGUCGGAGCGGCUGCGUCAGCGUCUCUCCGCCCUGACCAAGGGCGUGGCUGUGCUCCACAUUGGCGGCAGCAGCGAGGUGGAGGUCAGCGAGAAGAAGGACCGUGUCACGGACGCCCUCAAUGCCACACGUGCGGCCAUCGAGGAGGGCAUUGUGCCCGGCGGUGGCACCGCCUUUCUGCGCUGCAUUGCCCAGCUGGAGGCACUGCAGCCGAGGAACAAGGAUCACCAGAAGGGCAUUGACAUUGUCUGCCAGGCACUGCGCAUGCCCAGCUUUACCAUUGCCCAGAACGCGGGCGUGGAUGCUGCCACCGUGGUGGCUCAGGUGCUCAAUGGCAGCGGGGACUACGGCUACGAUGCCAUGCGGAAUGAGUUCGGAUCGCUGCUGGCGAAGGGCAUCAUUGAUCCGACGAAGGUGCUGCGCACAGCCAUCGCGGAUGCGGCUGGCGUGGCCUCACUGCUGGGCACCACCGAGGUGGUCAUCACGGACAUUCGCAACUCGGAUUUGCUGGCCAAACUGGCAGGCAUGGCGGGAGGAAUGGGCGGAGGCAUGGACAUGGGCGGCAUGGGAGGCAUGGCUGGCCUUGAUGGCAUGUCUGAAAUGGAUGCUCUGGCGGCUCUCAGCGGCGCCAUGGGCGGAAUGGAGGGCAUGUCUGGCAUGGGAGGAGGUGGUUCCUCCUCCUCGACAAGUGCAGCGGACAUGAAUGAGUUGGUCCAGAGCAUGCCCGGCAUGGAGGAUGUCGAAGUGCAUGACAUCGAUGCCAGCAUGAUGGAGUAGUCCCCACCCUUCCCCUCCACACCUAAAACUAUCUUACAUCAAAA